This is a messenger RNA of Pieris rapae (cabbage white), 6649 nucleotides long. RefSeq names its product furin-like protease 2. The coding region runs from base 434 to 4348 and encodes 1304 amino acids. The record is from RefSeq and is a predicted model, not a curated record. The transcript is spliced from 14 exons. Gene Ontology annotation, cellular component: Golgi membrane; trans-Golgi network. Gene Ontology annotation, biological process: protein processing. NCBI's taxonomy places the organism in Eukaryota, Metazoa, Arthropoda, Insecta, Lepidoptera, Pieridae. Gene Ontology annotation, molecular function: serine-type endopeptidase activity.
AAUUGUCAGUGUGUCAGCUGUCUUUGUUCUGAGAUGUCAGUUUAUUCGUCGAUGCUGUCAAAGUAGGCGGCUGUUUACGUUUUUGUAGUUAUUUUGCGAUUGUUUCGAUCAUUUUACUAUAAUUUAUUGUAAAUAGAUAACUUUUAGUCCACAAGUUUCUUAGUGGAUUUUAAUUGUGAUACCAUAUUUAUUAAAUCAUAUCAGAUGUCAAGGGGUGAAAAAAUCUGUGUUUUGUGUUUUAUCGUGUGAGUGCCAGAUUUUAUAUUGUUUAGAAUUUCAUGUGAUAAACAUACGGUGUAUUAUUACUUCGUUUAUUGGAACCUCUCAUCUCUUUAUGAUACAGGUGCUUCAAGGAAUGAGAACUAGUAAUGAAACACUGCUAACAUAAGAAGUGUUCUGUGGUCGCGGUAGCGGCUGAUGUGAUCGUGUUACAAUGAUGAUGACAUGGCGCUGGCUGGCUCUGAUAGCCGCGCUUGAUGCAAGCUGGUCCCUUCCGGAGACAUACUACCACAACCACUUUGCCAUUCAAGUUCUAGACGGACCAGAACAUGUAGAUGAUAUCGCUUUAAGACACGGCUUUGAAAAUCAUGGCCAGAUUGGAUCCUUGAAGGGAUUCUACCUUUUAUCACAUCACAAGGUGCAUAAGAGAUCUCUGGAGCCCAGUCAUGAACAUCAUAAGAAGCUUAACGACGAACCACAGGUGCGGUGGUUUGAGCAACAACGAGAGAGACGUAGAGUUAAAAGAGAUUAUAAACCAUAUGAAGGAGCUCUAUGGUCUCAAUUAGCGAGGCGGCCGGCAUCACAUCGUACGAGACAUCGUGCAAUAACACCAUCCCUUUUCCCUGAUCCAUUGUUCAAAGAACAGUGGUAUUUAAAUGGCGGUGCAAAGGAUGGAUUAGACAUGAAUGUAGCACCGGCGUGGCAAAAAGGUUAUACAGGGAAAGGCGUAGUGGUCUCCAUUCUGGACGAUGGAAUUCAAACUAAUCAUCCGGACCUUAAGCAGAAUUAUGACGCGCUUGCAUCAACUGAUAUCAAUGGUAAUGACGAUGACCCAAUGCCUCAAGAUAAUGGAGAUAACAAACACGGUACUCGAUGUGCAGGAGAAGUAGCUGCAGUUGCGUAUAACCAAUACUGCGGUGUUGGUAUAGCUUACAACGCAAGUAUAGGCGGUGUUAGAAUGUUAGACGGGAUUGUCAAUGACGCAGUAGAAGCCAGAGCUCUAGGUUUAAAUCCUGAUCACAUUGACAUCUACAGUGCCUCAUGGGGACCUGAAGAUGAUGGCAAAACCGUUGAUGGUCCAGGACCUCUUGCAAGAAGAGCAUUUAUCUAUGGCGUGACAAGCGGCAGAAGGGGCAAAGGUAGCAUAUUUGUUUGGGCUUCCGGGAACGGAGGCCGUCAUACAGAUUCCUGUAACUGUGAUGGGUAUACAAACAGUAUAUUUACCUUAUCAAUAUCUAGUGCUACUCAGGGUGGUUAUAAACCGUGGUAUUUAGAAGAAUGUUCAUCUACAUUAGCCACUACAUACAGUUCAGGAACUCCUGGUCAUGACAAGAGUGUUGCUACGGUUGACAUGGAUGCCAGAUUGAGACCUGAUCGUAUCUGUACCGUAGAACACACUGGUACAUCUGCGUCAGCGCCAUUAGCGGCUGGUAUAUGUGCGUUAGCCUUAGAAGCAAAUCCAGACUUAACAUGGAGGGAUAUGCAAUAUCUCGUAGUUAUGACUUCCAGGCCUCAACCGCUCGAAAAAGAAAGUGGUUGGAUUGUUAAUGGGAUCAAAAGGAAAGUAAGUCACAAGUUUGGUUAUGGCUUAAUGGAUGCUUCUGAAAUGGUAAAUUUAGCAGAACAGUGGAUAUCGGUUCCACCACAACAUAUUUGUAAAUCACAAGAAAUAAACGAAGAUAAAGCUAUAGAUUCUUCCUAUGGAUACACUUUAAAAGCACAUAUGGACGUUACGGGGUGCAGUGGAACUGUAAAUGAAGUUCGAUUUUUAGAACAUGUGCAGUGCAAGAUAUCUUUGAGAUUUUUCCCUAGGGGUAACUUGCGGAUACUACUGACAUCUCCCAUGGGAACAACAUCGACAUUAUUAUUUGAACGACCUCGAGAUGUAGUAAGUUCUAAUUUUGAUGAUUGGCCUUUCUUAAGUGUACAUUUCUGGGGUGAGCGUGCAGAAGGUAGAUGGACCCUUCAAAUUGUAAACGCUGGUAAUAGACAUGUUAACCAGCCUGGUAUUUUAAAGAAAUGGCAGUUAAUAUUCUAUGGAACUAAUGUUGAUCCUGUAAGAUUAAGUACGAAACGACCAUCGGCAUUGGGUCCUCCUUUCGGUUUCCCAACUGGAGUAGAUGGCUAUGAUACAGUCGGGGAUUCUUUUUAUAAUACUGACGCGUUUACCAAUUACCAGAACUUUCCUUCAUUAUUUGCUGCUGGGUCAGAUCCAGAAAAAGCAAUAGCCCGUCUCGACGGACAUAAUAUCCCUUCAACGCAUGGGGAGAAUGUCCUCGCUGAUAGUAAUGAUAAGCGUGUCAUGCAUGACUGUGAUCCCGAAUGCGAUGCCCAAGGAUGCUAUGGAAAAGGACCUACACAAUGCAUCGCCUGCAAGCACUAUAGACUUGACGAUGCUUGUGUUUCUCGAUGCCCACCGAGAAGUUUUGCAAACCAAGGAGGAGUAUGCUGGCCAUGUCACGAGUCUUGUGAAACUUGCAUUGGACCUGGGCAAGAUUCUUGUUUGACUUGUGCACCCGCACAUUUAUUGGUUGCUGACCUAGCCGUCUGUUUGCAACAAUGCCCUGACGGAUACUAUGAAGACAGUGAUGCAUCUGUUUGUCGGGCGUGCGCUAUGCAUUGUUCAACAUGUUCUGAUAGAGCCGACGCUUGUACGUCAUGUGAACAUCACCUUGUUUUAUACAAUGGUACUUGUGUUGCGUCUUGUCCACCCACAACAUACGAAACUGAAGAUGAUUCUUGCGCUAAUUGUCAUACGUCGUGCGACACUUGUAUGGGACCAGGACCAGUUCAGUGCAUUACUUGCCAUCCAUCAAAUUACAUCCUUGACGGUCGCUGCGUUAACUCGUGCCCGAGUGCAUAUUACGCCGAUAAAAAACGGAAAGAAUGUUUGAAAUGUCCAGUUGGUUGUUCCAAUUGCUUAAGUUCAUUUUGCUUAAGUUGCGACACUAAUUGGGAAUUAAAUAAAAAGGGUAAAUGUCUCCCCGUUGGCAAUGAUCGUUGCAGUGCUGGUGAAUUUUCUUCUAGCAACACUUGUCAGAACUGUAAUGAAGCGUGUGAUACGUGCUAUGGCGAAGACGAAAAGAAUUGUUUAACUUGCCCCGCUCCAAAUCUCUUGCAGAACUACAAAUGUGUGUCUGAAUGUGGCCGUGGGUACUAUCCAGAAGCGGGUAGGUGUGCGAAAUGUGUUCAUGGGUGUUCCCAAUGUGCAUCAAGACUUAAUUGUACCAGCUGCGAAGGAUCUUUGCGAUUACAAUCAGGGGCUUGCAGGACUUCGUGUGCCGAAGGGUACUACGCGGACCGUGGAGUAUGUUCUAAGUGCUACCUGUCAUGUCGGACCUGCAGCGGUCCAAGACGGGAUCAGUGCGCUUCAUGUCCGUCAGGGUGGAGGCUAGCAGCUGGAGAAUGUUACCCUGAGUGCCCACAAGGUUUCUAUAAAACAGAGGACGGUUGCCGCCACUGCCACCACUAUUGCCGUGAAUGUGAUGGCUCUGGGCCUCUCCAUUGCAAAUCGUGCCCCCCUGGCUUUAUGUUAGAUGGCGGACUUUGUAUGGAGUGUCUGGGCUCGCAGUAUUACGACAAAAGCAGUGGAACGUGUCAUAGCUGUCACGAUUCGUGUAGAACGUGUUCUGGGCCGGGACAGUUUAGUUGUACCGGGUGCUCGCGACCUUUGAGGUUUGAUAGAUUAAACAACCAAUGUGUACCGUGUUGUUCUGAGUCUAGUCAAGCUGCCAAUUCAACCCCAGCAUCGACACCAGACUGCUGUCACUGUCAUCCUGACACUGGUGACUGUAUAAACUCAUCCGUGGCGGGAAAGCGGCGUAUAGCAGAGUGGGGUGCCCUUCAAAGCUCUAAUGACACUCCAUCAAAAACACCUCUUAAUCCAGGAAUGAUGUUUCUGGUAUUUAUCGCUGCUGGAACUAUUGUGGUCGGGCUUAUGGCUGUACAGUUGCAGUGGACGAAGCGGCAACGCCGCGACAGCAAGCAGGGGGCGAUUUAUUCGCCGCUCGCUUGCAGUGAUGACGGUGACGUCACGGUCUUUGCGUCCCGUACUGCCGUCCCAGUGUGCGAGCGGGACAGCGAAUGUCUCGAACACGAACAGGAAUCACUCCUAGAACAUUCCAUAUAGCGCGCGCUGUGAUGUUAGCUGUAAGUUAUAUUUUAGAAACAGCUGGCUUUCAAAUGUUUACAUUACGUAUGGAAUAUUAGUGACAUUUCAAAUUGAGUUUUUUCUGAUUGUAUAAAGAGUGACACGGAAUAUUACUUAAGUAACGGUUCGAAGCACUGAAUGAAUGAUUUUGUUUUAUAUUCAACUUUAUAAUGCACGAAAAGUUAGUUUCUGUAGCUAAGUUUCUCUUAUAUUUUACCAAUUUAUAAAACUAUUGUUUUGGGCCAGUUGUUUCGCAUAGUUUUUUGUGUCAUAUGUAUCUACAGCUAUCAACUGUCAGCGCUAAGGUACUAACGUCAGAGGUUUACAAUUGACAUUGAAAUGUCAUCACUCGAAUAUAUUUUUACCGAAUCUUCCUUUACGUUUGAAUGUAGAUAUAAUAUGAAUACUAUUUAGGCCAAUAUAAGUACUCAAAUAUAGAUAGGAUGAAAAACUGUGUACAGGUAGAAAAUUAAUAUUUUGAUAAUCCUCUGAGUGAUGACGUAACAAAUUUAAUGGAAAUAAGAUGUUAUAUUUUAUUCGUAAUUAGGUGUAAAUUGUUAAUGAACAAAAUGUUCUAAGCGACAGGGCAUUGCCCUCUGCCGUCUACAAUGUGAUAUAAGCGCUUAGAGGUGAAUACGUAUAAUUACUGCUGUUAUUAUUUGUCACUAGCGAAUCCUCAUUGAAAAGCGAAAUUUCAGCUGCACCAUAUUAAGAAAAAGUAUUAUUAAAUAUUUAAAAAGAAACGCUAUUUCUAAAACCGCAAAGUUAAUACACGGAUAUAAUAUAGUUUGAACACGGAACAAACAAACAAGUCACAAACAUAAGUUCCCAACUCGCACACAAAACGGUGUCAAACAUUGCAGAUACGAAAAUUCGCUUGCGGUCAAACUUUGGGGGCAGUAAAUUUAAAUUAUGGCCCGCACCGAAUCUGCUUACUGUGUCUUGUACCCUCAAGUCAAUAGUUAAACACCAGAAACUACGCAACUUUGUUAGGCAAGAUUCCAAACGGGACGGACUUGGUGCCUUUGGAGCCCCAAAAUUGAUGUCAAUUUAUUUAAUAAAUGUGCGUAAAUUUUGAAAUAAUACAUCGUCUUUUUUCUCAUUAAAGGAAUUACUAAAAUUGUUAAAAUAAUGAAUUGAUUUUAUAUUCCUAAUCUGUAUUUGUCCAGCGUUGAUAUUCACAUAGUUUUGUAUUCCAACUCAAAGCCAUCAAGUCUUUAAGAAACUAAACUGUAACCAUCUUUGUAAUGUUGCCAUUUCAGUGGUAAUCCAAUAUUUUAAUUAGACCAAUCUUAAUUGAUUGGUUCUCAAUGGGGCCCCUAAAUUAAUGAAGGGCCGUGUCGACACUUGAUAACUUAGAAAUAGUUUGCACAAGAACGGUUCAUGUAACAGUGACCCAAGAGUUUAUACUUUGUGUUGCCAACUUAACGCGUCAAUUCGAUAUGCUGACGACAAAUUAAUUUGUAUAAAAAAUUUAAAGGUAGUUAAAGGAACAUGCGUUCAGUUAAAACAUACACGAAAAUAUUAACAAUAAUUGUCGAUGGUGACAGCAAUGUUUGGAAUUAAUGAAAUUAAUACUGUUGACAGUUUAACGAUAACAGCAGUGAAUGAAUAAUUUAAUAAUAAUAAUUACACACGGUAUCUGAUACUUUAUUAAUAACAAUAACAUGCCAUAUCGAUGCCAGAUACGUAUUUUGCUCUACAGCGACGCAAUUAAAAUAAUUCUAAGGAUUCGUAGGAAUUAGGACCGAUAGUUACCAUACCGUACAAUAUUUACAUUAGAAAACAUUUUUUUGCUUGCUGGACUACAUUUUUGCACUUAUUUAAAGGUAUGUGAUUCGUUUUUUUAAUUAUCUAUGAUGUGAUGUUGCGAAUACAUAUACAGUCCAGUAUGAUCGGACUUUUUUACGAUUUUCCGUAAUCUUUUGUUAUGAGUAGGAAAUAAAGCUUUCGCUUUUUAUAAUGUUAAAGAUCUAAUAUGGAUUUUUCUCAGUGAAGUUUUAUCUUUCUAUGUGUCUGUCUCAAAAUUUAGUUUAGUCUUUUGUACCAGGUAUUGUUACCAUUUACCAUCACAAAUUAGAUAGGUCGUAAAAUUAUAUUACAUAUAAAUAAUCAAUUGGUAAAUUUUAUAUAUAGGAAAUUUAUUUUCUUGUUUGGGAUUAUUUGUGUACUUAUUUAAUCGGAAAUCUUGACAUCUGAUUUAUAUUUUUUACUAAAUAUGCAUAAUCUUUUAUAAUUAGAAAAAUUUCAUAUCAAUUUUCAAUUUAAUUUUUAUGUGUG